This is a messenger RNA of Vigna umbellata (rice bean), 2265 nucleotides long. RefSeq names its product phragmoplastin DRP1E-like. NCBI's taxonomy places the organism in Eukaryota, Viridiplantae, Streptophyta, Magnoliopsida, Fabales, Fabaceae. The record is from RefSeq and is a predicted model, not a curated record. Gene Ontology annotation, cellular component: cytoplasm; membrane; microtubule. Gene Ontology annotation, molecular function: GTPase activity; GTP binding; microtubule binding.
AAUUUCAUUGCUUUUCCCUCCUUCACCUUCUUUCGUUGUUCUCUGUCUGUAACUAACUUGUCCUUUAAGUCUCUCUCCUCUCUCUCUCUCUCUCUCUCUCUCUCUCUCUAGAAUUUCUUCUUCCACUCUCUGCAAAAGUCUAGGGUUUCUGAAUCCUCUGUGCUUCCUCUACACCUUCAUCAUCAUCUUCUUCCUCACGAGAUGACGAGCAUGGAGAGUUUGAUCGGUUUGGUGAACAGAAUCCAGCAGGCCUGCACCGUGCUCGGCGACUAUGGCGGCGACGCCGAUAACAACGCCUUCUCUUCUCUAUGGGAAGCUCUUCCUUCUGUCGCCGUCGUCGGCGGUCAGAGUUCGGGUAAGUCUUCGGUUCUGGAAAGCAUCGUUGGACGUGACUUUCUUCCUAGAGGAUCAGGAAUUGUGACGAGGCGUCCAUUAGUCUUGCAGCUUCACAAGGUUGAUGGCAAAGCGAAGGAGUAUGCAGAGUUUCUUCACAUGCCAGGGAAAAAGAUCACUGAUUAUGCUUUUGUUCGCCAGGAGAUUCAGAAUGAAACUGAUAGAGUAACGGGGAAGACAAAGCAAAUAUCUCCUGUUCCAAUUCACCUUAGCAUUUACUCUCCACAUGUUGUCAACCUAACUUUGAUUGAUUUACCUGGAUUGACUAAAGUUGCUGUAGAGGGACAGCCUCAGACUAUUGUUGAAGACAUUGAAAAUAUGGUUCGGUCUUAUGUUGAGAAGCCUAAUUGUAUUAUACUGGCAAUAUCUCCGGCGAACCAGGACAUAGCAACUUCGGAUGCUAUUAAGCUUUCGAAGGAGGUGGAUCCCUCUGGUGAGAGGACAUUUGGAGUGUUGACAAAACUGGAUUUAAUGGACAAAGGAACUAAUGCAUUGGAUGUCCUUGAAGGAAGAUCUUACCGUCUGCAACACCCCUGGGUUGGUGUAGUAAAUAGAUCCCAAGCAGAUAUCAAUAAAAACGUUGAUAUGAUUGUUGCUAGGCGUAAGGAGAGUGAGUAUUUUGAAACCAGUCCUGACUAUGGACACUUAGCCAAUCAAAUGGGUUCCGUAUACCUUGCAAAGCUUCUCUCACAGCAUUUGGAGUCAGUAAUUAGGGCACGAAUACCCAGUAUAACAUCUUUGAUAAACAAAACAAUUGAAGAACUUGAAUCAGAGAUGAAUCAGAUUGGGAGACCAAUCGCUCUUGAUGCUGGGGCUCAACUAUACACCAUCCUAGAACUAUGCCGCGCAUUUGAUAAGAUAUUCAAGGAGCAUUUAGACGGAGGGCGAUCAGGUGGAGAUAAAAUCUAUAAUGUCUUUGAUAAUCAGCUUCCUGCUGCGUUACGGAAGCUUCCAUUUGACCGUCAUCUAUCUCUUCAAAAUGUAAGGAAAGUGGUAUCAGAGGCAGAUGGUUACCAGCCUCACUUAAUUGCCCCAGAGCAAGGUUACCGUCGCCUGAUCGAGGGAGCUCUCAGCUACUUUAGAGGCCCUGCUGAAGCUUCAGUUGAUGCAGUUCACUUUGUCUUGAAAGAACUUGUGAGGAAAUCAAUAGCUGAAACUCAGGAACUAAGACGUUUCCCAACUCUUCAAGCCGAACUAGCUGCAGCUACAAAUGAGGCUUUAGAGAAGUUCCGUGAAGAGAGUAAGAAGACAGCUAUUCGACUGGUCGACAUGGAAGCUUCGUAUCUCACUGUGGAGUUCUUCCGGAGACUUCCUCAAGAAAUGGAGAAAGCCGGAAAUCCAGCUAAUCAAGCUACCCCCAAUGAGGAUCGAUAUGGAGAAGGACAUUACAGGAGGAUUGGAUCAAAUGUGACUUCCUAUAUUGGUAUGGUGUCAGACACUCUCAAGAACACUAUUCCAAAGGCUGUGGUUUUUUGUCAAGUCAGAGAAGCAAAACUAUCAUUGCUAAACCAUUUCUACACACAAAUAGGGAAGAAAGAGCCUAAACAGCUAUCCCAGUUGUUAGAUGAAGACCCUGCCUUGAUGGAGAGGAGGCAACAAUGUGCCCAAAGGCUUGAACUGUAUAAAGCAGCAAGGGAUGAAAUUGAUUCUGUUUCCUGGGCACGAUGAUCUCGGUUGCCAUGGGACUUUUUUAGAGUCUAUAUUAUUUGAGUUUUCAGGUUUGUAUAUUCAUUGACAUUAAAAACAAAAUAAGCUUUGUAUAUUCAUUGACAUUAAAAACAAAAUCAUAGGAUAGAUGGAGCUAAUUGUUGUUUCUUAUCCCAGGAGUUUGUACAUGAAAAGAGGUCACAAACUAUAUUAUUUUAUUAAAAA